CGGCAAGCCAACGGCGCCACCCAUCUCCCGACCAAAUUAUCCACACGCCUCCGCCCCCCGCUCUCCGAGCUCGCACGCCGUGGCCGAGCGCCACCACCAGCAGCACCACUAUGGCCUCCGCCUCUACCUUCGUCUCCCUCCGUCUCCCCACCCCAUCCCCUGCCCACACCGCCUCUUCUCCUUCCCUCCCGCUGCCUCUGCUCCGGCAGGCGCGGGGCGGCGCGGCGUCCUCGGCUCUGGUGGCGCGGGCGGCGACCGGCGCGGCGGGGGGCCCGUCUCCACUGUUCAACCCCAGGGGAGACCCAUUCCUGUCCUCCCUCUCCGCAGCAUCGCCGGAGGAGCUCGCAGCCGCUGCGGGCGGCGAGCGUCGCGGCGAAGACCACCUGCCGUUCCUCGAGAUCUUCCAGAACGCCAAGCUCAUGGCCUCGCCCGCGCAGGUGGAGCGUUCUAGCAGUUCUUACAGUCAUCACAGGCCUAGAAGACCUCCUCCAGAUUUGCCAUCGCUGCUUCUUCAUGGACGAAUUGUUUAUAUUGGCAUGCCGUUGGUGCCAGCAGUUACUGAGCUUGUGGUUGCCCAGUUGAUGUACCUUGAGUGGAUGAAUAGCACAGAGCCUGUUUAUAUAUACAUAAACUCGACAGGAACAGCCCGUGAUGAUGGUGAACCAGUUGGCAUGGAGAGUGAAGGUUUUGCUAUCUACGAUGCAAUGAUGCGGAUGAAGACUGAGAUCCACACACUUUGCAUAGGAGCUGCAGCAGGUCAUGCUUGUCUUGUCCUUGCGGCAGGAAAGAAAGGCAAACGCUAUAUGUUUCCUCAUGCCAAAGCUUUGAUUCAGCAACCUCGUAUUCCUUCAUAUGGGAUGAUGCAAGCAUCCGAUGUUGUUAUUCGUGCGAAGGAGGUUGUGCACAACAGGAAUACCUUGGUGAAACUUUUGGCAAGGCAUACGGGAAAUCCACCGGAGAAAAUAGACAAGGUAAUGAGAGGACCAUUUUACAUGGAUUCCUUAAAGGCAAAGGAGUUUGGGGUCAUUGAUAAGAUCCUUUGGCGCGGUCAGGAGAAGUACAUGGCUGACAUGCUCUCCCCAGACGAGUGGGACAAAGUUGCCGGAGUCAGACGUCCUGAUGGAAUGUGAUGAUGUACAUUGGAACUUAAAAUUAGUUAGGCCUUGACGCUUGAACGGAGGUGGAAACAGCUGUCGCUGACCAAUAAUGCUUUAUUUCUGGUGAUGACGGUUGGUAAGAGCUGAGGAACUUGUUAGAUAAAUGUAGGUUAGAGCUCGGGCCAUCAGGAUAUUGCGCGUGGUCUCUGGAUGAGAGCUAGCACGUGUUUUUCACGAAGUUAUUGUUGUUCCUCUCAUCAGUUCCAGUCCAGAUUUCGGUAUUCACUGUUAGUAUAUAGUUCUCAUAUUUUGAUUACACAAAGGGUGAACUAGACAAGCUCAAAAUAUUAUCAGCACGACAUGAUGGGCGUAGGAAAUGUUGGGCCUAUUUGGCACAGUUCUAGAUCCGAUAUCUAUGUUGGAUUUGAAGUUUGUAUAAUAAAAUAAAAUAUUUUAAAUA
Messenger RNA from Phragmites australis (common reed), 1557 nucleotides. RefSeq names its product ATP-dependent Clp protease proteolytic subunit-related protein 3, chloroplastic-like. Gene Ontology annotation, biological process: protein quality control for misfolded or incompletely synthesized proteins. The coding region runs from base 111 to 1130 and encodes 339 amino acids. The record is from RefSeq and is a predicted model, not a curated record. The transcript is spliced from 10 exons. Gene Ontology annotation, cellular component: endopeptidase Clp complex. Gene Ontology annotation, molecular function: ATPase binding; ATP-dependent peptidase activity; serine-type endopeptidase activity. NCBI's taxonomy places the organism in Eukaryota, Viridiplantae, Streptophyta, Magnoliopsida, Poales, Poaceae.